AAAACAAAAUAUUGGACACAAACAAAAUGGCAGCGCCCAUUAGAACAUGUUAUCUAUUCGGACUUUACGCAAGUUUAUUGAAAAAUAAUUUGCGUCAUUAUGCCCGAAGACGUAAAGUUGAUACACGAAUUAAAAUAUCUCCAUCAGAGGAUGUUUUAAGACUUAAGAAUUUAAGCAAGAUCGAAAAUCCAAAGAAAAACGCGUUUGUAACAUAUAACCCUAAUGAUCCUGUCCAGAGAAGCAUAUUGGAAUUUGCUGGUCAGCCAAAGAAAAAUGUUCAAUCAUUGAAAGAACAUAAGCAAGACAGCCUAUUGCAACAUUAUACACAAAAGGAUUUGUCUAAAGCUUCAGCAACAUUAAAUCAACAGACUGAUAGUGAUAUGAAGUUCCAGAAAGGUUCAAAAUAUGAAACCCGCCUGAACCCCAUUAAAACAAUCAAAACUGAUUUAGGUGAAAGUACUCAAAAAAAAAAAAACCUUAAAGUUGACAAACAUGUUAAUGCUCAAAAGCUAAAUGAAACACUUAAUCAAAGUACACAUAAAAUGAUACAAAAAGGUUCAAAAUCUGAAGCCGGCAUGAACCCCAUUAAAACAAUGACAACAGAUUUAGGUGUAGCUACUCGGAAGAAGAAAGACUUUGAAGGUGUGAAACAAGUAAAUGCUCAAAAACUAAAAGAAACACGUCCUAAAAAGGUGGCUUUAAAUGAAGAAAACCUUAUAAAAUUUACCUGGCUGGAAAAAGGUGACAAAACUUUAAGUAGUCUUUUGGUGCACGCCAAAUCAAAGCAAGGCAGAGAACAAGGUGAAAUAGUGAUAGAAGGCAAAAAGACAGUUUUGCAGGCCCUAUCCCUUGGGUUGAAAAUUAAAUGCUUGUUCUUUAGUGGCAUUGAUAAAUUAGAUUUCUUGAAUCAUGUGGAUUUCAAGGAUGUGUCUGUUUAUAAGACAAGCUUUAAAAACUUGCGGGUAUGGACUGAACUGUCAGAACCAGAGGGUUUCAUAGGAAUAUUUCAGAAACCCAAAGAUGGCGAAGUUCUCCAACCAUUAAAGACUGUACAUCCAGUAACACUUAUCUGUGACAGAGUCAUGGACCCUGCUCGCCUAACAGCGUUAUUGAAGGAAGCAGUAUCAACUGGAUGUGAUCAAUUCAUUACAAUCAAAGGCAGUUACAAUGUGUGGCAUGCAUCCAUCUUAAUGAACUCGGAGUUGGGAGCUCUGAAGGUUCCAACAUUCUGUGACGUACCAUGGACAAAACUUACAGCCUUACUGCCGACCACGACUAACCUUCAGGUCUUCAUCACUGAUACCAAGACCCUGAAUGAAGAUGAACAAAAUUUUCUUAAAGGCAACAUUGCGGUGGUUGAUAGGAUUGAAGAGUUAACAGAAAGAGAAAUGGAAUUGUCAGAUAAUGAACUUGAAGAUGAAUCAGAAAAUGACGAAGAGGAUGAUCACUAUAUUCCUGAGCCUUUACAAGAAAAGAAAAGACCAUUUAAAGUAUUAAGACAGUCAAGUAUAUUGGAUGAUUUACCCGAGGAUUCCUCCUUCUCUGAUAAGAAAAUUAUGAAUCUGUAUAAACAAGCACCUUUAAACAUUAUUGAAAGGAGUGAAAUGAAAGUAUCAGAUGGCAAGCAUGUAGUUUUAAUCGUUUGUGGGGAAAAUGGGGUAACAAAGGAAGCGCGGAAAUUUGUGUACGACAUGUAUGGGGAGUACGUGGAGCAUUCUGAAUUGGAUGUCAGUGCAGGCCAGACUGGACAUUCAACGCUUUUGGACAUUGUGGAACAGAUGAAGAAUGAGGACUAACCAUGUAUUCAUCUUGGAAAUCAGCCAUAGAUUGAUUGACAGGCUUACUUUUCCUUAGCAAAAUUAGCAUGUGACUUUAUUUGGACCCAAUCUGUUAGGUUAUAAUAAUUACAAAUAUCCCAUACAAAUAACCGAUCAAGCGUGAUAAUAUGCGUAUUGAUAAUAUAUUACAAUAAAAUAUAUACAAAUCUU
This is a messenger RNA of Dreissena polymorpha, 1988 nucleotides long. RefSeq lists its product as uncharacterized. NCBI's taxonomy places the organism in Eukaryota, Metazoa, Mollusca, Bivalvia, Myida, Dreissenidae. Gene Ontology annotation, molecular function: RNA binding. The coding region runs from base 27 to 1796 and encodes 589 amino acids. The transcript is spliced from 5 exons. The record is from RefSeq and is a predicted model, not a curated record.